UUAAAUGAAAAAUCAAAUUGUAGGGCUUUCUUUCUCCUUUCCCAAUUCUGUAUUCCUCCUAACUUGGUUCUCUACUUCUCCAACAAUAAUCAAGAUCUUCUGCAAUUGUGGGCGACGAGCAAUGAAAGACAAACUUUCUGAGGAGAAUAUAUGUUGAUUGUUGAGUAUCAUCUAGGCAAUCAUCAAGAUCUUCUCCGAGAUGAAGAUUCCCGGGUUCGCUCUUUUUCACUGGAGAUGAGGAUGGGGAAGGGCUUAAGGUGGCUGUGAAAGAAUUAGGUGCAUGAAGCUUUGGCGUUACAGUUGGUUUUGGAACUCCUAGACAGGACUUGGACAUGUUUCUUGCGUUUGAGUGUGCUUAACUGCAAUUUUUUUUAACUUUCUGAGGAGAAUCGUCAUCGUCUUCGUUGGUGAGAGUGGUUGUCUUCGCCGUCUCCGGUGAGACUGGUUGCCGUUGCCGUCUCCGGGGUACAGGUCGGAAGCUUGUAUUGUGUCUUUUGCUGGUUGAGGGGAGAGAGGUUUUGCUGGAAGAGGAGUGUUCUUUGGCUUAUUUAAUGAUGUCAAAUCUCAGCCAUCAGAUGAGAUGAAUGGCUGAGAUUGAAUAAAUUUCAAACAAUUUCAAUAAAUCCAAUUCCAGCCGCCCCUAUCCCAAAACGACGGGGAUUAGAAGAACAGUGCAAGAGAGAGAAGCGGGAUCAACUUGAAGGUCUCGCUUGAAAGGUUCGACAACUUUGAGUUUGAGAGUAGCAAGCGAAACCCCAUGUGCAUAGCAGUGUUUUUAUGGCAAGCUCACCCGCUCUACCCACUCAUCUUACUACUGAACAGAGACGAGUUUCAUAAUCGGCCUACUGCGCCGCUGGCGUGGUGGGAAGGUGGAGAGAUUCUGGGCGGAAGAGAUGGGUUGGCUGGUGGGACAUGGUUGGCUUGCUCCAGGGAAGGUAGAUUGGCUUUUUUGACAAAUGUUAGGGAAGUUCAUCAAUCGACUCCUCUGGUCAAGAGCAGAGGAGACCUUCCUGUUAGCUUCUUGAAGAGUAAGAAGAAUCCAUUGGAAUUUGCUGAGGAAGUUUUGAAAGAGGCAGAUCAGUAUAAUGGGUUCAACCUGAUACUGGUUGAUCUAGGUUCCAAAAGCAUCAUUUAUGUAACCAAUAGAAGUAAAGAAGACAAAGUAGGUUUCAUCCGAGAGGUUUCACCUGGGAUUCAUGUGUUAACUAAUGCAAGCCUUGAUUUCCCUUGGCCCAAGGCCCAACGACUGCGCCUGAGUUUUGAAGAACUAUUAGUAGAAUAUGGUGAGAAUGAACUUCCGUUGAAGGAAAUGGUAGAACGACUAAUGACAGAUACAACAAAAGAUAGAAGCAGCUUGCCUGGCAUAUAUCCACCAGAGAAGGAAUAUGAGUUGAGUUCCAUUUUUGUUGAUAGGGACACGCCAUUGGGACGUUAUGGCACCAGGAGCACUUCAGCUUUGCUUGUAAAGUUGGGUGGAGAGGUUUGCUUCUACGAAAGGCAUCUGGAUAAAGAUUUGUGGAAGGAAGAGAUGGUGAAUUAUAAGAUGUAGAAGACAAAGUAUGCUUAGUUUUGACUUGCAUCUGCUACUAUAUUGAGAUAGUGUGCUUGAAUUAUUGAAGGCCGCUUGAUUAUUGUAUGAUUAAGGUGGCUUUUUGUGAACCUGCAAUCAAUAAAAACAAGAAGGAAUGCAAUAGGAAGACCCUUUACAAGAA
Tripterygium wilfordii is the source of this 1712-nucleotide messenger RNA. Its product is annotated as transport and Golgi organization 2 homolog. The coding region runs from base 758 to 1549 and encodes 263 amino acids. Lineage: Eukaryota; Viridiplantae; Streptophyta; Magnoliopsida; Celastrales; Celastraceae. The transcript has 5 exons. The record is from RefSeq and is a predicted model, not a curated record.